AUCCAUCAGAGGGAGAAAUCCAUGAUGGGAGGAGGGGAGGAGGAGGGCAGAGAUGUCACCGAGCAGGCGGAGUUUUGUACCCAAACAGCGGAAACAGGCUGAUGAUCCCAAAAAGCUCCACACAGCAGAGGGAACAGGAGCCGAGACCCGCACCUACACCCACCACAGGCGGACUAAAAACCACCAGCGACCAGUCAAAUACCGCUCAAACCGGACUGAGGAGAUGGGGGACAAAGCAGGGACCAGAGUCUUUAAGAAGUCCAGCCCGAACUCUAAGCUCACAGUUUACCUGGGGAAGAGAGACUUCGUGGAUCAUCUGGACCACGUAGAUCCAGUAGACGGAGUUCUCCUCGUGGAGCCAGAGUAUCUGAAAGACCGAAAAGUGUUCGUGACGCUGACGUGUGUGUUUCGUUACGGUCGAGAGGACUUAGACGUCCUGGGUCUGUCCUUCAGGAAGGAUCUGUAUGUCAGCACCGUGCAGAUCUUCCCUCCUCUGAAGGAAAAGGAGAAGACUCUGAGCCGUCUGCAGGAGAGACUGCUGAAGAAGCUGGGAGAGCAUGCACACGCUUUCACCUUCAAGGUCCCUCAGAAGCUGCCGUGCUCCGUGACCCUGCAGCCAGGCCCAGAGGAUUCUGGGAAAGCCUGCGGGGUGGACUACGAGCUGAGAGCCUUCUGUGCCAAGACUGCGGAGGAGAAGAGUCACCAAAGAAACUCUGUACAUCUGGUGAUAAGGAAGGUCCAGUUCGCUCCAGAGAAACCAGGUCCUCAGCCGAUGGUGGAGACGAGCCGCAGCUUUCUGAUGUCUGACCGGUCUCUGCACCUGGAGGCCUCUUUGGAUAAAGAGCUGUAUUACCACAGUGAGCCCAUCAGCGUCAACGUCCAGGUGACGAACAACUCCUCAAAGACGGUGAAGAAGGUGAUAAUCUCAGUGCGUCAGUUUGCAGAUAUCUGUCUGUUCUCCACGGCUCAGUAUAAGUGUGCGGUCGCUCGGGUUGAAGCAGAGCACCAGGUGUCUCCCAGCUCCACCUCCUGCCAGGUGUACACUCUGACCCCGACGCUGGGCACCAACAGAGAGAAGAGAGGCCUAGCUCUGGAUGGGAAGUUAAAGCAUGAAGACACCAACCUGGCCUCCAGCACCAUAGUCAAAGAAGGAGCCAACAAGGAGCUGAUGGGCAUCCAUGUUUCCUACAGAGUCAAAGUCAAACUGGUGGUGUCUCUAGGAGGGGAUGUUUCAGUGGAGCUGCCGUUUGUCCUGAUGCAUCCUAAACCUGCAGAACAGCCAGGCUCACGACCAGAGCCAGUCGCUCUUGAAGCUGCAGCUCAUGUGGACAUGAACCUCAUAGAGCUGGACACAAACACGUCCCCUCCGGCUGAAGAUUUUGUGUUUGAAGACUUCUCUCGUCUGAGGUUGACGGGCACAAAGGACGAAGACGAACCCUUAUUUUAGCCGCUACUUCUAUUGUUGGGUCAAAUGUCUGAGUGAAGCUUACAAUCAACCUGAAAACCAAAGAGGAAGAGCAGAUAGCCUCCUGGUCGGCCGGUGAAUUAUCAAAGUGAACAUGUAGCUUGAGUUUAGCAAAGAGUCACUGUCACAUUAUAUACUAUCAUACAUGCUGCUUACAACAGAGAAACAGAAAUAUAUUUUUAUAUUGACAUUAGGUCAGUUACCUUCAGGUAUCAUUAACAGAGGAACCUCUAACUUACACUGCUUCUUUGACAUUUGUAUGAUGACGGGUCAGAACAAAGUCCAGGAUUAAAUUAAGAAAAGAGGAAAGCUUUUAUGUCUGUAUGUAAUGCUUUUGUAUCUUUGCUUUUAGAUGAAGCAUAUAAAAAACACUCCUAUCAUAUUAACUGAUGUAAAUUCUGCUGAAGGGAUCAAGCUUUUGUCUUAUUUCAUGCACAGAAGCUUCAAAAGCAUUUUAAAGAGGGGGAAUAAACAAAGUCACGCUUGUUUAAGACAUCUUAUGAA
Molecule: messenger RNA, 1969 nt
Organism: Notolabrus celidotus (New Zealand spotty)
Lineage: Eukaryota; Metazoa; Chordata; Actinopteri; Labriformes; Labridae
Product: arrestin red cell-like
Exons: 14
Coding region: 53-1447 (464 amino acids)
Biological process (GO): G protein-coupled receptor internalization; signal transduction; positive regulation of ERK1 and ERK2 cascade
Cellular component (GO): cytoplasm
Molecular function (GO): angiotensin receptor binding
Source: RefSeq, a predicted model, not a curated record